Messenger RNA from Paramecium pentaurelia, 1488 nucleotides. The record is from the annotation of a GenBank genome assembly. Lineage: Eukaryota; Ciliophora; Oligohymenophorea; Peniculida; Parameciidae.
AUGUAAUAAGAUUCUAGAAUAUUUUUUUAUUAAUUGUGUAAGUAAAUUAAUAAUAAAUAAUAGUUACUUAAUUACAAAAGCAAGGACUUCAAAAAUAAGCUAUUGAAUGUUUAAAUUAAGCAAUUAAGUUGAAUUAAACUGAUAUAUAUUUCUAUGGAUUAAAAUGUAUUGUAUUGAUGAAAUGUUAGCUAUGUAUUUAGAAUAAAUAGGUUUAAUAUAAGAAAGCAUUGAUUGUUGGGAUUAAGGAAUUGAAAAUAAUAAAUAUAAUAUUUUAUAUUAUAUAGAGAAAGGUUUAAAUUGCUUUUCAAUAUUUUAAGCUAAAACAUUAGAGAAGAACGGAAAAUUAAAUGAAAUUAUUUAAUGUUGGGAUCAAGGAAUCAAAAGAAAUUUAAAAAAUUCAAAUUUUUAUAGAGAAAUAAGUUAUUUAUUCAGAUUAUGUAUAGUUAAGGCAUUAUAAAAGUAAAAUAGAUUUGAGGAAGUUAUAAUAUAUUGUGAUAAAAUUAUUUAAUUGAAUUCAUAAGCUAUGGAAUUUUAUAAUGACAAAGGUAUACUAAAAUAUUUAUUUUAUAGCUUAAGCUUUAAAAGAGUUGAAAAGAUUUGAUAAAGUUAUAGAUUGUUGGGCUGAGGCCAUAGAAAUUCAUUAAUCUUAUGCCCAUUUUUUUAGUUAACUUGGUAUCAUUAACAAUUAAAUUUUAAAGCUUAAGCAUUAAAAAAAUUAAAUAGAAUUGAAGAAGCAAUCUAAAUAUUUGAUUAAGGAAUAUUGAAAAAUAAACACAACAUCAAUUUUUAUUUUGAAAAAGGUAAAUUAUAGUUAAUAUCUUAAGCAUUAUUCUUAACUUAAUUGUAGAGAUUCACUGAAGUUUUAGAAUGCUGGGAUUAAGGAAUUGAAAAUAAUACAUAGAUAAUUAAUUUUUAUGAUGAAAAAUGUAUGAUCAAAAUAUAACUUUAUAGCAAAAUUUCUAGUAGAAUAAGGACAAAUAGAAUAAGCUCUUGAGUUGUGGGAUUUGGGGAUUUCUUAUAAUAAACAUAAUAUAUCAUUUUACACUUUUAAAAGUAAAAUUCAAUUAAUUAUUAUUAUCAGCUUCUCUCUUAGAUGAUUUAGAAAUGAAUGAUGAAAUUAUCUAAUGCUGGAAUAAAGGGAUCGAAUUUAAUAAAAGUGAAGUAAACUUUUAUAGAGAAAAAAGUAUCUAAUAAUUAUUAUAUUAUAUAUUAGCAAAUGCUCUAUUUAAACAAGAUAGAUUUUCAGAAAUCUUAGAGUGUUGGGAUGAAGGAACAAAAGUAAAUAGGAAUAAUUAAAACUUUUUCUUUUACAAAGGUUGAAAAUAAUUUAAUAUUUUACUAGCUUUGUAUUUAAGUUAAAAUGAAAGAUCAGAUGAAGCAUUAUCAUGUUGGGAUUAAUUUUGUAGUUAAAACUUAGAAAAUAUAGAUCAUUAUUAAUGGAAAGGCAAAUUAUUAUUAUUAUUAUUUAUUAGCUAAGAUUUUAAUUGA